ACCAAAAUGGAGAAUUCAGUGGUUUAAAUGUGUUUUGUUGGUUGAUUCAGAUGCUAGUAAGACGAAAAGGUUUGCUUACCUUGAGCUGAGAUAGAUCAGACAGAGGAUCGUUCCAUAUGAUUCUCAUCAUCAUCAUCCUUCGCUGGCCUCUCUUGUCUCUCAAAUGCUCACUUGUCCUCAUCGCUAACUCCUUGUGAAACAACUCACUAAGUGGCACCUCAACUGAAACUGAUGCACCACAAUCACCAGUCUUGUAUUUCUUUAUCUCAGAUCCCUUACAUCUCGCUAUUCUAAGUUUACAUCUCGCUACAUCAACUUCAUCAUCACAUGUUUGUCCUGCCUUUACUGGUGUCACAACAGUGUCACCAACACAUGGGAUCUGCCUUCACAACCUCGUUUGCUUUAGAUAUAGCUUCUUGUGCAGCAACAUGGUACUUGAAAGAUCAGAAGAGGUCACCACAGCGACAUUUGAAUCGAGUCAAACCAACCCGUUUGUUGCAAGUAGUACAUCGGCUUGGUCCUUCCUUUGGUUUCGCUGCUGGUGCUACUACCUCUGCAACAGCUUGUACAGAGGAUGGCUGAACAGAAACAGCCAUGGGCUCGACGCAUAUGGUUGGUUUCAGUGAAGGUUUCCUUUAGGGUGUUGCUUGCGACACAAGAUAAUAUAAUAUAGCUAAUUAUUCAGAACCUACCUUGCCUCGCAAACAAAGACAGAAAGCCAACCUACCUUGCCUGUAAGCCAUUCUAUAAAUUGCAGUGUUUGGCGGCGUUGGGGAAAAUAGUGUAAUUGAGAUUUGACUGAUUUUGCCCAAGUAAGAUAACAUGUUUAAUUAAGAUGAUAUGGCAAUUUGAUUGGUUGUGAUAUAUUUUAGUUGAUGUGGCAGCUUUUUUAGAAGCUAAGAAAUUGGUGCCUUUUAUAAAUUGGAGAUAAUAUAUGGAAAAGUUCUAUUUUAUUGUUUUUGUUAAACCCUAAAGCUGAUGGAAGCCAAUAUCAUGAGAUCGUUGAUGGGUUGUACCUCCUUCACGCCGUCGGUUCUCAUCCAAAAAGGAGCCAUCAUCCCCCGCCGAUGCAUCCGCCAUCUCUGCUUAAGGACAGCUGUGUCCGCCCAUGGCUCCUCUUCUGAUGCAGCUAUGGUAAUUGAUAAACAGAAGGUUGCAGUAGACAUCUUACAUGAGAUCAGAACGGAAGUCUCAAGAAUGAAGGAAUCAAUUGGCAUGGUUCCUGGAUUAGCAGUACUCCAUGUUGGGGACACAAAACUCUCCACACCUUACUGGGCAGCUUGUGGAUUUGUUGGCAUCAGAUCAUUUGAAGUUCAUCUAGCCGAAGAUACGACAGAAGAGAAGACGUUGGAAUGUGUCUCAAGCUUCAACGAUGAUCCUUGUGUCCAUGGCAUCCUUGUUGAGUUGCCUCUACCAACGCAUAUGGAUGAGCACAAGAUAUUAAAUGCGGUUAGUAUAGAGAAAGACAUCAAGGGAUUUCAUCCAUUAAAUAUUGGACUGCUUGCUAUGCGCGGAAGAGAACCCUUUUUCCUUCCACAGACUCCAAAAGCAUGCAUCGAGCUGUUACACCGGAACAACAUUGAGAUCAAAGGAAAGAGAGCUGUUGUUAUCGGCAGGAGUAACACUUUUGGUAUGCCAGCUGCUCUAUUACUGCAGAGAGAAGAUGCAACUGUUACCAUUAUCCAUUCAAAAACCAAGAACCCUCAAGACAUUACAAGACAAGCUGACAUCAUAAUCUCUGCCGUUGGUAAACCAAACAUGGUCAGAGGAAGCUGGAUAAAACCGGGAGCAGUCAUCGUCGAUGUUGGGAUUAGUUUUGUUCGAGACCGAAAUGCUCCUGGUGGCUUUCGAUGGGUCGGAGACAUUUGCUAUGAGGAGGCUUGCGAAGUUGCAUCAGCUUUCAUAACUGAUGUUGGUGGCGACGGACUACUGGAAUCAGACAUGCUUCUAUCGAACACUUUGACAUCAGCCAAGAGAAUUCACAACUUCCUGUGACCUUAAAAUUCAUGCAUAAUUUCUUUUCAGUUUUGUUAAAUCUAGGGUUUUCUUCUGGUCGUCCGACAUUGCAGAUUAUCUUAUGUUCUAGUGUGUUUUUGUUGAAGUUAUCUCAUAACUUACUGUGGCCUUAAAUUCAUGCAUUAUUGCUUUUCAGUUUUGUGGUUUCCAGAUUAUAUUUUAUCUAAAACUCAACUUCCCCUAUCAAAAACAAAAAAAAGGAAAACUCCAUUUAGUGGGGAAGGUGAGAGGUUCUCUUUUUGCAGAACAUCUACACUCUCAUACCUUCAAAUACAGCUUCAUAUAUCUCCUAUAUUUUAAUUGAGGAGCUUUCUUUAAGUUGUAACAUUGCUUACUAUGCUUAGGUGUCAUCACCACAUCUUCUUUCACAACCCCUAUUAAAUGCUCUAAACUUACUAGAGAAAUUAAUUGACCCGUUGCUAAUUUUAGUUCGACCAAACCUUUAUAUAAUAUGGUUUCCAUUAUAGAUUGGUGAAAACCGGCUUUUAAUUUCAUAGACCAAUCUAUAAUGGAAACCAUAUUAUAUAAAGGAAGGGGACCGGCGCAUGCAAAGAGGUUUGCCUUUGGGGUAAUUAGAGUGAAUACAAGCGAUAGAGGAUGGACUGAUGAAUGUGUGGGAGAGCCGAUGCCGAGUGUUAAGAAGGCUACAGAUUCUGCGGCUUCUCUUCUUCUUCAGCUUCUCAAUAGAAACUUAUUCCUGACUUUGGUGGCAUUUGGUCACUUGGUUGUAUGGUGUGUCGUUUAUUUUAUUAAGUUAAAAACCAAAUGAGAUUUUCUGUAUACACACAGGCAUGUUCAUUUUGUAGUAUAUUCAAAUCUUUUAUAGUAAAUUAAAUUAAUUGAUUUGAAUCAGCUUCACAGAUGGGUCUUAUUCCCCUGAACUGAGAGAGCUUGUAAUAUAAAAAUGUUGUGCAUGGACCCAGUACUGAAGACACCAAAGACCAAAGACAAAACGCAAAAGUCAUUUAUCAUUCUAAACUGUGUUUAUGAUUUCAAAAAUAACCAGAAUUCAAAAAAAAAAAAAAAAAAAGACAUACCAUUGGUUAAUGGUUAAUUAACAAUAACACCAGAGACCAGAAGUGGCAGACACAGACAGAGACAAGGGACAAGAGGUGGAGAUGGAGUAAUAUGGUACAGGAAUUGACAUGACCUAAGAAAUGUUCAGAGAGAUUGAAGAAGCAAAUUAAUUACCUCAAAAAAGUCUGUUGGUUAUGUUGAAGCUUCUCCUUCAAGGCGAAGCCUCUUGCAGCAGACCUUUUCAUCACUUUGAUGAUUGUUUGCGUUUCCAACUUGGCUCUCUUUGGCUGCUUCCAUUGAACAUCUCUUGUAUGGCUUAAACCCUGUUUCUCUCAGCUUAAGACUCUUGCUGCCCGGUGGUUCAUCCACUGCACUCUCUUGGUCUGCAUUACAAGAAUCUUGAAUCUUGUUCAAGUUAGGAGGAGGAGGAGGAGGAGCCAAUGGCAUUAUUAUUGACGUCGUAUCG
Molecule: messenger RNA, 3499 nt
Organism: Brassica napus (rape)
Lineage: Eukaryota; Viridiplantae; Streptophyta; Magnoliopsida; Brassicales; Brassicaceae
Product: bifunctional protein FolD 4, chloroplastic-like
Exons: 5
Coding region: 979-1995 (338 amino acids)
Biological process (GO): tetrahydrofolate interconversion
Cellular component (GO): cytosol
Molecular function (GO): methenyltetrahydrofolate cyclohydrolase activity; methylenetetrahydrofolate dehydrogenase (NADP+) activity
Source: RefSeq, a predicted model, not a curated record